Messenger RNA from Syzygium oleosum, 1627 nucleotides. Its product is annotated as trihelix transcription factor GT-1. The coding region runs from base 241 to 1431 and encodes 396 amino acids. Lineage: Eukaryota; Viridiplantae; Streptophyta; Magnoliopsida; Myrtales; Myrtaceae. The record is from RefSeq and is a predicted model, not a curated record. The transcript has 5 exons.
GCACACCUCUCUCUCUCUCUCUCUCUCUCUCUCGGACGGCUCUGCAAAGAGGCCAAACGAAGAAGAAAAUGCAAAGGAGCUGAGCUAACUCUCUUCCACUCCACUCCUCGCUGAUUCUCGGGCGAUGGUUCCUCCGCCGCUCCCACCAUCGCCGCCGCGUCUCCUCCGCCGUCCCUGAGCCCUAACAGCCGCCGCCGCCGCCAUUCCCCCCGGGGAAGGAAGCCCUAACCUCGUCCCGCCAUGUACUUGUCCGAGAAGCCUCGCCCGAUCGAUUUCUACAAGGAGGAGUCCACCCCUCGCGACAUGAUCAUCGAGGUCGUCUCCUCCAACGGCGACAUCCCCCCGCCGCCGCCUCCCCACCACCCGCACCAGCACCAGCUCCAGCACCAGCCGCCGCCGCCGCCGCCGCCCUCGCAGCCCCAGUCGCACCACCAGAUGAUCCUCGGCGAGAGCAGCGGGGAGGACCUCGAGGUCAAGGCCCCGAAGAAGCGCGCCGAGACUUGGGUCCAGGACGAGACCCGGUGCCUCAUCGCGCUCCGCCGCGAGAUGGACUCGCUGUUCAACACCUCCAAGUCGAACAAGCACCUCUGGGAGCAGAUCUCGUCCAAGAUGAGAGAGAAAGGGUUCGACCGUUCCCCGACCAUGUGCACGGACAAGUGGAGGAACUUGCUCAAGGAGUUCAAGAAGGCCAAGUACCAGGAUAGAGGGUCGGCAAAGAUGUCGUAUUACAAGGAGAUUGAGGAGAUUCUGAGGGAGAGGAGCAAGAAUGGUCAGUAUAAGAGUCCGGCGGCCUCGGCUUUGAAGGUCGAUUCCUACAUGCAGUUCUCUGACAAAGGCAUUGAGGAUGCUGGGAUGACUUUCGGACCUGUAGAAGCAAGUGGUAGGCCGACUCUCAACCUUGAAAGACGUUUGGAUCAUGAUGGGCAUCCUCUGGCCAUAACUACUGCUGAAGCGGUUGCGGCUAAUGGAGUUCCCCCUUGGAAUUGGAGGGAAACCCCUGGAAAUGGUGAGAGUCAGUCAUACGGUGGGAGGGUCAUCUCAGUCAAGUGGGGUGACUAUACCAGAAGGGUUGGUAUUGAUGGCUCUGCCGAUUCCAUUAAAGAGGCGAUCAAAUCUGCUUUUAGAUUGAGAACCAAACGUGCAUUUUGGUUGGAGGAUGAAGACCAGAUAAUACGGAGCCUUGACAGAGAUAUGCCUUUGGGAAAUUACACUCUCCAGCUUGAUGAAGGACUGGCCAUAAAAGUGUGCCUUUACGAUGAGUCAGGGCACAUUUCAGUCCAUACAGAAGAUAAGAUUUUUUACACGGAAGAUGAUUAUCGUGAUUUUCUUGCCCGAAGAGGGUGGACAUGUUUGAGGGAGCUUGAUGGGUAUAGAAACAUUGAUAAUAUGGAUGAUCUACGACCAGGUGGAAUAUACCGUGGUGUGACAUGAGGCAUGCGGGCUCCAAUGGGAGGGGGGGACUUUGUAAUUUUGUCCAUGAUGGAGCUGAACUGUGACGUUUAAUUGUGUAUAGCCCAUCUUGGCUCGAGAUGUUUAUUCAAUUAGCACUGUGCUUGAGGCAUUUCAAAAAUGUAUAUAUCCACUUCUUUUUGGUCUUUGAAAGAGGCAACUUGGUUACUCCCGCCGA